This is a messenger RNA of Neurospora tetrasperma FGSC 2508, 732 nucleotides long. RefSeq lists its product as uncharacterized. The record is from RefSeq and is a predicted model, not a curated record. The transcript is spliced from 3 exons. Lineage: Eukaryota; Fungi; Ascomycota; Sordariomycetes; Sordariales; Sordariaceae. Bases 1 to 732 code for a protein of 243 amino acids.
AUGUGUAUCCAUCAUCGUCUCAUCUACCGCAAAUGCGGCCACUUCACCUGGCUAGGCAUAACCAAGAAGUGUCAGUCAGAACGCAACUUCGACCAAGGCAAGAUCGACGAAGGCUGCAAUGUCAUGUGGACGCAUCCGCUUUCAACAUACCGAGUCGACAGGUGUUGCGAGAGUUGCGCCCUUGAAAGAGCAACAACGAAUAGAGCUAUUGAUGAAAUUAGAGGGAGGAUCCAGUUGACUAGAGAGUUGUUGGCCAAGAUCCAGGACCUACGGGAGGCUUCUUCUGGGGUUCUGGAGCGUGGCUGGAGUGAUGGGGGGGUUGAGUCUGCUACCUCAAUGAACAGGGGAAGUAUCGUGAAGGUGGGAGUUGUCGACGACGACUGUGGGGGUAACGGUGAUGACGAGGAGGCAGAAACCAUGGAUCUUAUCGAUCCUAAUGAAGUGAUCAAGAAAAACGAACAGUUUGUUGGCGGCAUUAGCAUCGGCCUUCAACCUCUCAAAUCUCCAAAUCCAUCGAAAAAGCGAUCGGAAAGAAAACUAAAAGCCAAGAGCCCAACUCGCAGCUCCUUACAAAGUCAACAUGUCAUCGUCAAACAUCACGGUCCCUUACAUGCUAGUGAUCAAGAGGCACCGCGGCCACUCAGCCAUGAAGACGGGCUCAGCCAAUGUAGCGAAUCGCUCUUUUCGGAUGAGACAAAUCACGAACUGACCAUGAGCGACGUGACCUCCUAA